AGAAAUGGUAGCAGUUUGCAACGAUUGGUCGGGCGUCUGGUAUAUAUAUGACGUCAUAUCCUACAGGCGCUCUCUUUUUGCCGUGAGGUACAGAACUCCAUACGGCGUUGUCUCGUGCUCUCCCACUAACUCGUUGCACAGGGAAAGUGGUCACGAUGUCCGGAGGUCUGGAUGUCCUUCAAAUGAAGGAAGAGGAUGUGUUGAAAUUCCUCGCCGCAACCACGCAUCUGGGAGGUACCAACCUCGACUUCCAGAUGGAACAGUAUGUCUACAAGAGGAAAAGCGAUGGUGUGUACAUCAUCAACCUUAAGAAGACCUGGGAGAAGCUGCUGCUGGCUGCCCGUGCCAUCGUGGCCAUUGAGAACCCAGCCGAUGUCUGCGUCAUCUCCUCCAGGAACACAGGCCAGAGGGCCGUGCUGAAGUUUGCUUCAGCCACCGGCGCCACCACCUUCGCCGGCAGAUUCACCCCCGGUACCUUCACCAAUCAGAUCCAGGCAGCCUUCAGGGAGCCCCGCCUCCUGAUCGUCACAGACCCCCGUGCCGACCACCAGCCGCUGACUGAGGCCUCUUACGUCAACAUCCCCACCAUCGCCCUCUGCAACACCGACUCCCCUCUCAGAUACGUCGACAUCGCCAUUCCAUGCAACAACAAGGGCCCCCACUCUGUUGGUCUGAUGUGGUGGAUGCUGGCCAGGGAGGUGCUGAGGAUGAGGGGCACCAUCUCCAGGGAGCACCCCUGGGAGGUCAUGCCCGAUCUCUACUUCUACAGAGAUCCAGAGGAGAUUGAGAAGGAGGAGCAGGCAGCAGCUGAGAAGGCAGUGGGCAAGGAGGAGUUCCAGGCCGAGUGGACCGCUCCCGUGGCCGACUUUGCCCAGCCAGAGGUGGCUGACUGGUCGGAGGGCGUGCAGGUGCCCUCCGUGCCCAUCCAGCAGUUCCCAGCUGGCAUCGAAGCCCUGAGUGAAGAGUUGACUCUCGCACCAAUGGAUGACGGACAAGAGAUCGCUGCUGCUACUGCUGCCAAGGCUGCACCAGCUGCAGAUGUCUAUGCAGAGGACUGGAGUGCCCAGCCUGCCACCGAGGACUGGUCCGCUGCCCCCACCGCCCAGACCGGAGAUUGGGGUGGUGCCACUUCAUCCGACUGGUCAUAAGCACCAGCAACCACAGUCUUGUACUUUUUUGCAUUUGGGUCAAUAAAACAUGACUGACUGGUUUAUAUAA
Messenger RNA from Engraulis encrasicolus (European anchovy), 1218 nucleotides. It is a transcript of the gene rpsa, whose product is annotated as ribosomal protein SA. The transcript is spliced from 9 exons. Gene Ontology annotation, cellular component: cytosolic small ribosomal subunit; 90S preribosome; ribosome. The record is from RefSeq and is a predicted model, not a curated record. Gene Ontology annotation, molecular function: structural constituent of ribosome; laminin receptor activity. Gene Ontology annotation, biological process: cytoplasmic translation; ribosomal small subunit assembly. Lineage: Eukaryota; Metazoa; Chordata; Actinopteri; Clupeiformes; Engraulidae. The coding region runs from base 156 to 1148 and encodes 330 amino acids.